This is a messenger RNA of Symbiodinium sp. CCMP2592, 4548 nucleotides long. The record is from the annotation of a GenBank genome assembly. Lineage: Eukaryota; Dinophyceae; Suessiales; Symbiodiniaceae.
AUGCUCGAAUGUUGGCCGAGUCGCUUGGCGAAUCGAAUUCUGAAUGUGAUCUGUGUGCAGGAGAGGGCGCGACUGGAGGAAGAGAGGCGAUGUCGAGAGGAAGAGGAGGCGCUCGAGCGGGCACGUUCGGAGGAAGAGGAGCUUGGAACGCAGCCACCUCAUGCCGCGGAUGCAGUUGAGGAGGCUUCCAAUGUGCACCCGGAGAAGAAGGCCGAUGUCGCUGAUGCAUCGACUUUGCAGGAGGAAGGUGACGAGCGGCCGGCUAGAGCUAGAGAAGCAGAAAGAGCAGAUGAGGCGCACAAGGGCCCGGAGGACAAAGUUCCGAGCUCGGCGGCUCUGCAGGCGGCCGCUGGAAAGCUCAUGGAGAGGGUGAAAGCUGCCAGAGAGAGAAAGAAGCGGCCGGAAGAGUCCACCGAGGAAGCGGAGCUGUGCACAGAGGAAGAGGAGCGAGAGGCACGCUUGGAGAAGAAGGAGCAGAGAGAGGAGGCGUCGGAGGCAGAGGACAUGCGCAGACAAGAGGAGCAAGCAAGGGCUGAGGAGGAAAGCUUACGAUUAGAAGAAGAAAAGCACCGGCAAGAGGAGAGGGCACGGCUAGAAGAAGAGAGGCGCCGGCAAGAGGAAGAGGAGGCGCUCCAGAGAGCCCGUGCGGAGGCAGAGGAGAACGCACGCCUGGAGGAGGAGCGGCAGCGACAGGAGGCGUCUGCAGAGACGCGCAGACAAGAGGAGCAAGCCAAGGCACAGGAGGAGGAGGAGCAGGAGCGGGGGCGAUUAGAGGAACAGAGGCAGCGACGGGAGGAAGAUGAGGCGCUGGAGAGGGCCCGUGCUCAAAAAGAGGAAGAAAGGAAACGACAAGAGGAGGAGGAAGCUUUGAGGAAGGCACACGCAGAGGAGGCAGCGGAGAAGAUGCACAGACAAGAGGUGGCUCUUGCGAAAGCCCGUGCAGAGCAAGAGGCUCUGCGGCAGGAGGAGGAAGCUCUGGAGAAGGCUUGGGCAAAGGAGGCAGAGAUGCGCAAAGAAGAGGCGCAAGAGGCAUUGGAGAACGCGCAGGCCGAAGAGGCCGAGAAUGCCCGAAUCGAAGCAGAGGAAAUUGACAAAUUCCUCUCCAAGCUGAGUCUGGCUCCAGUGGCUGUGCACGGCGUGGACACGGCAAAGCCCGUGGAGAGCGCAGGCUUGGAGGAGGAGAGGCAGGGACAGGAGGCGCUCGAGAGUGCCCGUGCAGAGGAAGAGGCAGCAGAGGUGUGCAGACAGGAGGAGCAAGCCGCACAGGAGAAAGCACGGCUAGAAGAAGAGAGGCACCGGCAAGAGGAAGAGGAGGCGCUCCAGAGAGCCCGUGCGGAGGCAGAGGAGAACGCACGCCUGGAGGAGGAGCGGCAGCGACAGGAGGCGGAAGCGGAGAUGCGCAGACAAGAGGAGCAAGCCACGGCAGAGCAGGAGGAGAGGGUGCGACUAGAGGAAGAGAGGCGGCGACAGGAGGAAGAGGAGGCCCUCGAGAGAGCGCGUGUUGAGAAAGAGGAGCAAGCCAAGGCUGAGCAGGAGAAAGCACGGCUAGAAGAAGAGAAGCGCCGGCAAGAGGAAGAGGAGGCGCUCCAGAGAGCCCGUGCGGAGGCAGAGGAGAACGCACGCCUGGAGGAGGAGCGGCAGCGACAGGAGGCGGAAGCGGAGAUGCGCAGACAAGAGGAGAAAGCCAAGGCAGAGGAGGAGGAGAGGGCGCGACUAGAGGAAGACAGGCGGAGACGGGAGGAAGAGGAGGCCCUCGAGAGAGCGCGUGUUGAGAAAGAGGAGCAAGCUAAGGCUGAGCAGGAGAAAGCACGGCUAGAAGAAGAGAAGCGCCGGCAAGAGGAAGAGGAGGCGCUCCAGAGAGCCCGUGCGGAGGCAGAGGAGAACGCACGCCUGGAGGAGGAGGAGCGGCAGCGACAGGAGGCGGAAGCUGAGAUGCGCAGACAAGAGGAGAAAGCACGGCUAGAAGAAGAGAAGCGCCGGCAAGAGGAAGAGGCGCAUCGCACAGAGGAGAACGCACGCCUGGAGGAGGAGCGGCAGCGACAGGAGGCCGCGGAGGAGAUGCGCAGACAAGAGGAGCUGGCGCGAUUGCAGGAAGACAAGUCACGCCGGGAGGAAGAGGAGGUUCUUGCGACUGCGAUUGCAGAGCAAGAGGAGAGCGCUCGCUUGGAGGAGGAGAGGCAGAGACAGGAGGCAGCAGAGGUUCGCAGACAGGAGGAGCAAGCCAAGGCUGAGCAGGAGAAAGCACGGCUAGAAGAAGAGAGGCGCCGGCAAGAGGAAGAGGAGGCGCUCCGGAGAGCCCGUGCGGAGGAAGAGGAGAACGCACGCCUGGAGGAGGAGCGGCGGCGACAGGAGGCGGCAGCGGACAUGCGGAGACAAGAGGAGCAAGCUAAGGCAGAGGAGGAGGAGCGGGCGCGAUUUGAGGAAGAGAGGCGGCGACGAGAGGAAGAUGAGGCGCUCGAGAGGGCCCGCGCCGAGAAAGAGGAAGAAAGGAAGCGACAAGAGGAGGAGGAAGCUUUGAGGAAGGCCCGCGCAGAGGAGGCCGCGGAGGAGAUGCGCAGACAAGAGGAGCUGGCGCGAUUGCAGGAAGAAAAGCCGCGCCGGGAGGAAGAGGAGGCUCUUGCGACUGCGAUUGCAGAGCUAGAGGCAGCAGAGGUGCGCAGGCGAGAGGAGAGGACCCGAUUAGAAGAACAAAGGCGACACCAAGAGGCGCUCCAUAUGCAGCAGGAGGAGGAAGCGCUCGAGCGGGCUCGGGCAGAGGAACAGAUGCAAGCAGCAGAGGAAGGGCGGAAACGAGAGGAAGAGGCACUCGAGAGGGCCCGCACCGAGGAAGAGGCAGAGGAGAUGCGCAGACAAGAGGAGCAAGCCAAGGCUGCAGAGGAGAAGGCACGACUGGAAGCAGAAAGGCAGCGGAAAGAGGAAGAGGAGGCGCUCGAGAGGGCCCGCGCAGAGGAGAACGCGCGCUUCGAGGAGCGGCAGCGACACGAGGCAGCAGAGGAGCUGCGCAGACAAGAGGAAAGGGCGAAAAUAGAGGAAGAGAGGCGGCGGCGAGAGGAAAAGGAGGUGCUCGAGAGGGCCCGCGCUGAGAAGGAGGAGGAGGAAGCUUUGAGGAGGGCUCGUGCAGAGCAGGCAGCAGAGGAGAUGCGCAGACAAGAGGAAGAAUUAGCUCGUGCAAAUGCCAGUGCAGAACAAGAGGCGAGAGCACGGAUGGAGCAGGGGAGGAAGCGACGAGAGGAGGAGGAAGCUGCGGAGCAGGCGGAGAUACGCAAACGAGAGGAUCGAGUCGCGUUGGAGAACGCAAAGGCCAAAGAGGCUGGAAGCACACCCGACCGAAUCGACACAGAGGCAGGGAAGACUCGAGCCAAGAUGCCAUCACCGAGGGCCACUUCAUCCAAUGAUGUCAGUCCGCCGUCUGGCGAUCCCAAGCACCGCUUCACGAUUGAAGCAACGGGAAGCUCAUCAGAGAUUCCACUUCGUCGACAAGUGGUGCCUCCGUCGAGUCAGGCAGUUGAAGAGCUUUCUACACUUCAGCAUCGGCCAAGCUCAGUAUCAAUGACAGCAAAGGUGCAGGCCACGAGGAUUUCGAGCCCACCCCCACAGGACGCCGCGACCCCUUCGGACAAGUUUCAGAUCUUGCAAAGACAAGGGAUGCGUCAGGUAGCCUCUACCGUUUGGAUGGCCGAAACUCCCCGACAGACGCUUCCAGCAAGCGUUCGUCAGGUCAUGAGAUCAGCAUCUAGUCCAAGCACAGCUGUGGUGGCCGCCGUGGCAGCUGUAGCGAAGGUGAAGGCAGUUCAGCGGUGCAAGCCCGAUCAGUGGGUACCGGUGGUGCCGGCUGCGAGUGAGACGUGGAAUCGACGGAGCCAAAGCCCCGCUCCCACUAUUCCACGCUACGCAAGUUACAGCUACAAGCUGCCAGCAGUUCCCAGCGCUCAGCAGCUUCUGGCCAGUCCAAGGCAGAGCUUACAGAGUUCGACUGGCACCUUGGACACCCCUGGAACUGCCACUCACAGGAUGGUUUGCCAGCCAGUGGCAGCAACUCAAUCAUGGGCAGAUUUGGCGGCGAGGGCGCGUGAGUCCUGCCAACAAGCCCUUCAAGCCGUUGCCAGUCCGAGCCCCAUAACUCCGAGAACGGCAUGGAUGGACCUCUCACCGCGAAGCAAGUCUUUGUCUCGCUUUGAUGGUGCCAGCUCACCUCCGCCAAGAGCGCGUGUGGAGCAUCGGUUUGUCGCAGACCCAAUGUUGCCAGCGACUCGUACUGCUUCUCCGAUGGCACGAUCGCCAGUGUACGAUCACCGCAAUACCGUUUGGCUAGACACGAUGAGGUCACCUCGUCCGACAGCACAGGUUGCCGACCUUUGGAUUCAAGAGCCUCGGUGCAGGACGUUGGCCUCGCCCACCGUCACGCAACGCAGAGAGGCUGUUCUGUGGAGACCGCAGUCUCCUCUUGCUGCGAUGCCCACUUUGACAUCGCCCAGUGAAACCGUUUUUCCUCUCCCUGAAGGGAGCGGUUUUCGCUAUCUGCCAGGCAGCCAGCCCUGUCGUCGAUGA